This is a messenger RNA of Agelaius phoeniceus (red-winged blackbird), 681 nucleotides long. It is a transcript of the gene CACNG1, whose product is annotated as calcium voltage-gated channel auxiliary subunit gamma 1. The record is from RefSeq and is a predicted model, not a curated record. Gene Ontology annotation, cellular component: L-type voltage-gated calcium channel complex; membrane. Lineage: Eukaryota; Metazoa; Chordata; Aves; Passeriformes; Icteridae. Gene Ontology annotation, biological process: calcium ion transmembrane transport; regulation of calcium ion transmembrane transport via high voltage-gated calcium channel. Gene Ontology annotation, molecular function: calcium channel regulator activity; voltage-gated calcium channel activity.
AUGGACGAGAGCAAACCCCUGAAGGUGCGGCUGACGUUCUCCGUGAUCCUGGUGGGCAUCUCGCUGCUCUUCGCGGCCGUGGUCACCGACCACUGGGCCGUGCUCAGCCCCAGCCUGGAGGAAAACACCACCAGCUGUGAGGCGGCGCAUUUCGGGCUCUGGAGACUCUGCACCAAGCGGAUUUUCAUGCAGGAGCCAGGUCCCAAAGAGAAGAGCUGUGGGCCCAUCAGCCUGCCAGGAGACCACAACUGCUCCUACUUCAAGCACUUCACUCCAGGAGAGACCUCAGAGAUAUUUGAAGUAACCACCCAGAAAGAAUACAGCAUCUCAGCUGCAGCCAUUGCCAUCUUCAGUGUUGGCUUUGCCAUCAUUGGGACGAUCUGUGUGCUCCUGUCCUUCAGGAAGAAGAGGGAUUAUCUGCUGAAGCCAGCAUCCAUGUUCUACACCUUUGCAGGUCUCUGCAUCAUCAUCUCUGUAGAAGUCAUGAGACAAUCCGUGAAGAGGAUGAUUGACAGCAAGGAGACAGCCUGGAUCAAGUACAGUUACUCCUGGUCCUUCGCCUGUGCCUGCGCCGCCUUCGUGCUGCUCUUCGUCUGCGGCAUCGCCCUCCUCCUCAUCGCGCUGCCCCGCUUCCCCCAGAACCCCUGGGAGACCUGCAUGGAUGCAGAACCCGAGCACUGA